AUGGGCCAGGAGCAGCUGCGCUUGAAGCAGGAUGUGGUUACAAGGUGGAAUUCCACAUUUUAUAUGGUGAAAAGGUUCAUUGAUGUAAAGGAUCCAGUCAUCUCCACCCUGGCACUUAUCAAUGCACCCCUAUCCACACUGUCCACAGAGGAAUGGGAAAUUGCUCAGGAAACAGCGGACAUCCUCAAACCUUUUGAGGAGGUCACCGUUGAAGUGAGCGCUGAGAGGUUUGUGACUGCCUCCAAAGUGAUUCUGAUGGCAAGAGGUCUUCAGAGGAUUGUUGCUCGCCAUCAAAGAAGCCCGUCAGUCCAUGAACCUAUUAAAAAACUGGUGGACAGCCUGAUGUCUGAAAUGCAGAAGAGGUUCAGCAAGGUGGAGCAUAUUGAGAAGCUUGCUGAUGCAACUUGUUUGGACCCAAGGUUCAAAAAGCAAGCUUUUGUUAACAGCAAGGCUGCAGAGGACACUGUGAAGAGAAUCACAGCUGCUGCAGCACACAACCACCCCAGUCACAGUGAGGAGGAGGAGUCUCAAAAUCCCUCUGUGGCUGCCAGCACAGGGGCCAUGUUUUGGGAAGACUUCGAUGAGAGGGUUGCAAGCACCAGGGCUUCCACUUCCUCAGAUUCUGCCACAUCGAGCACCUCAACUGCUGCCAUGAUGGAGAUGCGGGCCUACUUGGCAGAGCCACUCCUAUCCCCCUCAUCAGAUCCUCUGGCAUGGUGGAGGAUGUGCUCGCCCGUAUUCAAAACUCUGUGUGAGGUGAUGAAAACUAGACUGUGCAUUGUGGCCACAUCUGUGCCCUCUGAGAGAGUUUUCUCAAAGACUGGGCAGAUAAUCACAGACAGACGGAACAGGCUCAGCCCCUCCAAGGUCCGCCAGCUUGUGUUUCUAAAUGCCAACUUGUGUUUCUAA
Knipowitschia caucasica is the source of this 909-nucleotide messenger RNA. Lineage: Eukaryota; Metazoa; Chordata; Actinopteri; Gobiiformes; Gobiidae. The record is from the annotation of a GenBank genome assembly.